AUGGGAGAAGGUGGAGGAGAAGAAGAAGAAGACGCGGAUCUCGCCUUAGCCAGAGCUUUACAGGCGCAAUAUAACGAAGAAGAAGAAGAAGAAGAAGAAUUCGGGUACGGGACCUCGGACUCGGAGGGUGACUUCCGACCAGGAGGUGCAAAGAGAAAGAGAAAGAAAAAGAAGAAGAAAGCGGUGGCGCCUGCUCCUCCUCCACCGCCGAAAGAACCGAAACCGAAGAAAGAACCGAAACCUGUGAUCGUAAAAGAGCGGAAACCUCCCGCUCCGCCGAAAGAUCCAAACAGAAAGAAGCCGCAAAAGUCCGUCUACGAUGGCGUCGAUUUGAAACUCUUGAUUUCGUUGAAACUUUUGAAAUUCGGCGAGAAGCGAAUAGCACACGCGCAUCCGUUGAACGGGGAAGAAGAGAACAAACUCGUCGCGGAUUUAUUGGAAGACGGGACGAUUCAACUGAAUGCAAAUUACGAUGGUAAUAACGCAGAGGCGAAGAAUUUCAAGUCCGCGGCGUCGUUCUCGAUGUUUGUGAAGAAACUCACCAAUCCGGCGAUAAAAUUCACAGACGGCUGGGCAAACGUGAAAUACGACGUGCACAAUAAAGAUGAAGUUGAAAAAGAAGAAAGCGCGAAAGAACCGCGAUGGGUGAGUUUAAAAGAAAUUCGAGCGAGGAUCGAUCCAGAAAACGUCGAGAACAUCUUGCCUCCAAAACCGCCGCCGGAACCAAAACCGCCGAAGAAAGUGAAAGAACCGAAACCACCGAAAGAACCAAAGCCGGUAAAACCGCCAAAAUCGCCAAAGAAGAAAAAGCGUUCGGCACAAGAGCAGGAAUUGGCUCGCGCGCAAAAAUACGCCAACCUCGACGGGCCGAGUCUAGCGAGAGAUAAGCCGCAACGUGAAAGGAAGAAAACGAGACACAACUACGGGAAUGGGAACGAGGAAGAUACGGAUUUACACAUGGUCUCGUGCGAGAACUAUCGCGAACCGAAAGUUCGAAACGUGACUACGAAAGGUGCACAGCCGUUUGAUAUGCUCGUUUCUCCGUCGUGUCUACUCGUCAUGGAUUACCACUCGCACUUAUGUUCGAACGAAAUCAUCGGUUUCCUCGGCGGCACCUGGGACGGGGAGAAACGAGAGUUGAAAAUCACUCGCGCGUUACCGGCCAAGCAGUUGCCUUUAUCCGAGGAAGAUGGAAACGCCGGUCAAGAGGUCGAACUCGACCCGUCGUCCGUUCCGGAUAUUGUCGAGAAACUGGAUGCAAACGGAGAGCGAGUUGUUGGAUGGUAUCAUUCGCACCCGGUAUUUCCCAAUCAACCGAGUUUGAGAGACAUCGAAAAUCAAUCAAACUAUCAAAAAUUGUUCAACGACGCGGAAGUUAUCGACGACGGCGAUAACAUGAGCGAAGAGAAGUACGCGAUGUUUAUGCGGCGUAAAAAUUGUCCGUUCGUAGGUGCUAUUGUUGGUCCAUACGACCUCAGAAACCCAUCCGCAGUAAGCGAUAUUCGAUACUUUCACGUUUGCUCGGACGACCCGAAGGAGACGAACCCGCGAAACUUCACGCCGUUUCAGUUGGAACAAGAGAUCAUAGACGGAAGCAGCGGUAGCGAUAUGGUCAUCGAUGCACCCUCAAAUGAGGCGACUAACAACGUGAACAACAGCGCGAGUAAAGAAAACAAGGAACCUGGCGUUUUUGCAACAGAGGCGGCGCCGGCUUCUCCGGCGGUUGCAUCGGCAGGAGCAUCCGCAGAGGCGAAGGAUGGCGAAGGUGACGAGAAAAAAGACGAAACUUUAUCCGAUCGAGUCGAGAAAGGAGAAGAAAAACAAGAAAAAGAAGAAAAGGGAGACAAAACCGAGGCUGCUAAGAAACUACCGGCCACGCAAGUUCAAAUGCAGGAAUCAUCAAUCCAUGAGAAUUUUGGCACCGAAGAUGCCAUGCGAGAGAUGAAAGUCUUGACCGAACGCUUCAAGCCUGGCGCGGAAGAAGCCGCGUACGUCGAAAGCGUUCUCAUGAAUGAAGUGUGGAAAGACGGCGAGACGAAAAUCAACAAACUGGAGAAGAGUUUAUUGGCCAGAUGUCCUUCGCAAUGGAUGAGAAACGACAAAGAGACGUACAUCGCGGAGAUUAUAGGCUGCUUGAAAUCCACCUGGGAACUCGAACCAAAUCCGCACGCAUACAUAAAACCUGCUGUGGAAUAG
Messenger RNA from Bathycoccus prasinos, 2196 nucleotides. RefSeq lists its product with no specific name. Gene Ontology annotation, biological process: double-strand break repair. Bases 1 to 2196 code for a protein of 731 amino acids. Gene Ontology annotation, molecular function: polyubiquitin modification-dependent protein binding; metallopeptidase activity. The record is from RefSeq and is a predicted model, not a curated record. The transcript has a single exon. Lineage: Eukaryota; Viridiplantae; Chlorophyta; Mamiellophyceae; Mamiellales; Bathycoccaceae. Gene Ontology annotation, cellular component: BRCA1-A complex; BRISC complex.